AUGGCCUCGUCGUCGUCGUCCUCAUCAACCGGCCACCCUCAGCCGCCCAUGUGGGCCAGGCACUUGAUCCAGCUCGACAACCCUCACCCUUCCCCUCUCUCCGGCACCGACGACCUCCUGUCGCGCUUCCACCUCGCGCCCGUCUACGACACCUUUCUCCGGCCCUACCUCCCCCAGUCCCACAUCCCGCAACCAGCCCUCCCGCCCUCGCUCGACCCGCACCUCGCCCUCGCCUCGGCCACCGCCGGCCCACCCGCGCCCGCACCCGCACCCGCACUCGCCGGCGCCGGCGCUCCAGCAGCUACCGCAGCAGGAGCCGCAGCAGCACCAGCCUCGCCCUCGCCCGCCCCACAAGGCGGCGGCCUCAAGAUCACGCUCGGCGGCAUCAAGUUUGGCGCCAUGGGCGGCUCCGGCACGAGCGCCGGCGGCGACAGCGCCGAUGGGCCCCUCGGCGCAGCAGACGGCACCAAGAAGCGCAAGCGUGCGAGGAUGGACAAGACGUACGAGCACAUGGUCGGCGACGUCCUCGGCCGCAUCUCGCACCCUCGCACCUCGUCCUCGCAGCCGCCCAACCCCUCGACCUCACUCCUCCACCUUGUGUCCAACCCGGACCCGACCCCGUGCCCGCCGCUGCACCCACUCGACCCCCACCAGGUCCGCGACGCCCUCACGCUCCGUGCAGGUGCCCUCGCCGGGUUCGACAUGGGCGUGUGGGAGGCGAGGAGCGGCGUCGGCGGGCAGGGAGGCGCAGGGGGCGAGAGGAGGAAGAAGAAGAAGCGCAAGCACGACGACGCGCACGGCGGCGCCGACGCCAAGAAGCAGCGACGAUGACCCGGCUUCGACUCGGUCGCACCUCUUCUCGACCUUGGCGUCCAGCGGCGCAGCCUCGCUGCAUGAGGGAGACGUCCUGCGGCACGAUGGGAGGGGACCGAGGGGCAUGGGCUUCAGGAGAAAUGUGCGUCGGGCCGCUUUCCUCGGCUCGCUCGCUCCUCGCCUAGCGGCGUGGGCGCGAGCGUACCGGUGGUUGCGUCGGCACUGACGCGUCCGUCUUCCCUCCACUCAGACUCGCUCGAGGGAUGCGGCGCGCACGACGUUGCUCGAGCGGCGCACGCACGGUUGGCGGGUCGAGCCGGGCUCAUGAUCUCGCUCGAGGACGUUCAGGAGGGAUCUCACGGUUCGAGGGGCAAGGAGAGGACCGAGGAAACGAGCUCUUUGUUGUAUGUACUGCUCUGCACUGCAAUCGCAUUCGUCGUCAUGACU
Molecule: messenger RNA, 1260 nt
Organism: Rhodotorula graminis WP1
Lineage: Eukaryota; Fungi; Basidiomycota; Microbotryomycetes; Sporidiobolales; Sporidiobolaceae
Exons: 5
Coding region: 1-831 (276 amino acids)
Biological process (GO): regulation of transcription by RNA polymerase II
Cellular component (GO): core mediator complex; mediator complex
Molecular function (GO): transcription coregulator activity
Source: RefSeq, a predicted model, not a curated record